AUGAGACUACCCAUCAUGGUUACCCUGUGGGCGGUGACAGUGUUGGCGGGACCAUACUGCAGGUAUGGUUGUCUCCUCACCAACAUCUCCAUCACCGUGGAGAACGAGGAGUGUGGCAGUUGCAUCACCAUUGACACCACGUCCUGUGCAGGCCUGUGCCACACCCAGGAAAGAGCAUACCAGAGCCCCAUAGCGCCGACCAUCCAGAACACCUGUAACUUCAGGGACUGGACAUAUGAGACUAUUCAGCUCCCUGGCUGCCCGGCUGGGGUGGACUCGCUCUUCACCUACCCUGUGGUUCAAAGCUGUGAGUGCAGCCGUUGCAAUACCGACAGCACAGACUGUGGAACAUCCAGCAUGCAAACAGUGGCCUGCCACGCCAAGUAG
Molecule: messenger RNA, 387 nt
Organism: Chanos chanos (milkfish)
Lineage: Eukaryota; Metazoa; Chordata; Actinopteri; Gonorynchiformes; Chanidae
Gene: fshb
Product: follicle stimulating hormone subunit beta
Exons: 2
Coding region: 1-387 (128 amino acids)
Biological process (GO): G protein-coupled receptor signaling pathway; ovulation
Cellular component (GO): extracellular region; cytoplasm
Molecular function (GO): hormone activity
Source: RefSeq, a predicted model, not a curated record